Messenger RNA from Trichosurus vulpecula (common brushtail), 5440 nucleotides. RefSeq names its product G protein subunit gamma 12 (gene GNG12). Gene Ontology annotation, molecular function: G-protein beta-subunit binding. Gene Ontology annotation, cellular component: heterotrimeric G-protein complex. The transcript is spliced from 4 exons. Lineage: Eukaryota; Metazoa; Chordata; Mammalia; Diprotodontia; Phalangeridae. Bases 155 to 373 code for a protein of 72 amino acids. Gene Ontology annotation, biological process: G protein-coupled receptor signaling pathway. The record is from RefSeq and is a predicted model, not a curated record.
GAGGAGCGGGAGGAGAGGUCGGAGCAGUCUCUGGUCGCCCAGAGACACAGAGUCCCUCGGCAGCUGCUGCGGCGAGAGAUUUCCUUGACCGUUUGAACCUGAAAACACGGUGUUGGACAGCUUCUUAUCGAUCUCAUCCAGAAACUCAUCGAAGAUGUCUAGCAAAACUACCAACACCAACAGCGUGGCCCAGGCCCGGCGAACUGUCCAGCAGCUGAGAUUAGAAGCGUCCAUAGAGAGGAUUAAGGUUUCCAAGGCGUCUGCAGAUCUCAUGUCCUACUGCGAGGAACAUGCCAGAGGUGAUCCUUUGCUCAUGGGAAUCCCGACUUCAGAAAAUCCCUUCAAGGACAAAAAAACUUGCAUCAUAUUAUAGUGUGUUGGGGAGCCUGCGGGUGCCGCCCCUCCAUGAUCCAAGCAGCUCCAUGAAGAAACGUACCUUCCGCUCACUUGGUAACCACUGCUAAAAACAAAAAUGCUUUUAACUUGUAAAAACAAACAAAAAAUUGAGUUUUAAAGCCUUUGUUUUUAAAAGUCUCCCUCUCUUUAGAGCGUACCCUUUAUGAAAUGGAUGAGAAUCAGUCAAUUUAUUCUUGGUUUCCAGUUGAAAUGAUUAAAGGUGGUGAUUCUCUUAGGUUGGCUUCACAUUUAAGGAAUGCUGGUUUGGGUUGGUUUCUGUGUAAAUUCAUUGUCCAGGGAUUUGCCUUUUGAUUUGAGGGAAGACCAAAGUUGCCUCCUCCUCUUUCCAGAUCCACCAGGCCCAUGAGUCACCGGGGCCGUGGCCAAUCCAAUCUCUAAAAUGCUUCACUUCUCAGUAUCCUUAAUCGGGUUGGUGCCUCUAUGUACAGUAUACAAGUUAUGCAUGUAUUUGGUGUGUAUAUAUGAUUUUGUAUAUAUACAUUUCAAAGUGCAUAUUUUCUAGUUCGAAAACGUCUUUCCCCUUCUACCACGGCCCCCCCUGCAUUCUAGCCCACCCCGAGUUCUGCUUCUCUCCAGUCGUGUGCCAGGCUGACGACCAGUCAGGUGGCCACCGCUGUGUUUGCCUACGGCCUCUGGGGGACGAGGGCAGGGCCCGCCCCCAAGAGUCCUUUUCACAAUACCAAAUUCUGGUCAUUUUAUCAUCCUUGUCAUCUCUCCCUUUUGUUUGCUUCUCUGGUCCUCACGGCCUAAAUACAAACGGUGCCAAUUUAAGAGAGCGAAAAACAAAACCCUCUUGUAAUUUGAGGUGCUAUGCUGUGAGGGCCCUCUUUGCUUUUAUGGACUCUGCACAGUCAGGAUACAAAAUCACAAAAUCCCAGAGCCGGAUAGUCCAACCCGUGCCUAAACACGUAUCCUCUGUGUCACCUCCCUCCUGACGAGUCACCCACCCGGUCUGCUCAAGACCGUGGACACCUCAGAAUUUUUUUUUAAUUCAUAAAAUAAGAUACAUAGGAUUACCAAUGAAACCAGUUAUACUGAAAUCCAGUUAUCAAAAUAUUCAAAAAAGCUAAGUUCAUGGUCCCUAGUUAAGAACCUUGAUCUCAUCCAACCCAUACGCCAUCUACACUAAGAAAUGGUCAUCCCCCACUCUGCUCCAAGACCUCCGGUAAAGAUGAAUUCACUGCCUCCCAAGGUUAUCCAUCCCACUUUAGGAUAACCUUAAGGCUUAGCAGGAUUUUCCUAUCCUCAAAGUGAAAUUUGCUUCCCCUUGUUACUCUUAGUUCAGGCCUCCAAGGCCAAGAAGAAAAGGUCUGAUUAGUAGGAGGUGAAGGGUAUCCAUGAGCCCAUCGACCAGAGGAGGGAGGGUCUGUGAAUGUGAGCCUAGUUCUCUCCACAGAGAAGGAAUUCAGUCAGCAUGCUAGAUUGGGGGAGUGUACCUCCUUCCCCUUCACUCUCCCUCUCCUUCCCCCAAAACUUCCUUCCCGUGACUAAAUCUACCUGUCUGAGAGGUAUGCUUCAUCCCCCUGCCUCAUCCCAGGUUGUUGAUUUGUAGGUGGGAAGGUUGUUUGUCUAAAAAGAACGGAGAAAGGUCCAAAAUGGUGGUGGAUUUUCCAAUUCGUAGCUUGUCGUGAUCCAGCCCAGUGUGACCACGCUUUAGGCAGCACAAUAGAACUUAAAAAAAAAAUCACCUUGUCACUCCCCCUCCUCCCUGGUUACUCCAUACCUGAGGGUGGGAUAUGCUGCUAUAGAUCUUUCUGCUGAACAUAGAUGGGCCCAUAGUCUGGGCACAGCCCCUGCAGGGAGACCAAGAGGUCCUUUUCCAAAUGGUCCCUUACAGACAUGGAACGUGAAAUGACCACACUAGACGUUCUCAAAUGAUCAUCCCACUUCCACAUAUUAACCUCAGUACCCUCAUCUGUAAAAUGGAGAUGAUGAUGCAAACAUUGCCCCCACACAGGGUCAUUGUAGGGAGACUUGGAGGCACUCCAGAAAUCUGAGUUAUUAGCAAAUCUCUUCACAAAUCAAAGCUGCCCCCCAAAAAAAACUCCCCCAAAAGAAUCCUCCGUGGGAAUUCUUUACAAUUGUUCUUCAGUAGAUACUGCAUGCUGUUCUUGGAGGUGCCAACCCCUUUGGAGAGCUCUUGUUUCUGUUUUGGGGAGAAAACCAUUCAAAUCUGUAUUAGUAGCGGUCAUCAGAUAGAUUCUCCUCUUGUUCCUCUGUGGCUACUGUUGUGGAGGGUGGGAGCCCUUGCCUCUCCAUGGAUGGGAUUCACUAUCACCUCUUCCUAACAGCUUCGUAAACAUCGUUUGUCCCAUCCCCAAGUAAAGGGCAGGCCUCAGCUUCCCUGCGUCCAAAGCAGGAAUUUGUUCUGCCCUUCCGAAACGUUAACUCGGAGAUGUAGACGAGGAAAAACAUUCUCCGUGUCGCCGCUGCCCCUUACACUCACAUCCUUUUAUUCAAUGAUUAUCGUUUUCUAACAACCGUUUCAAAACUGUUAUGUGUAUUUUCCACUCUGAUUUUUAACCAUGCGUCAUUAAUCAUGUAGGAUGCAGCCUGUUGCAAAAAUAUAUUUGAUGAAUUUGAAUACGCUUGACUACGUGGGGACACCAUUGAGGGCAGGCACCCUUUAUUCAUUGGUGUUAAAUGGACCCUUUUAUUCAGCCCCACUCUCUGACUUCCCCAGGCUGAGCUACGGUCCCUCUGCCCUGGUCCAUCUGGUCCUUCCACCGGCCUGCUACAGAGCAUCAAGGCCUUCAAGCAUGGGCAAAUCUCCCCAACCAGCAAUGAAAGCCAAAUGACCCCAGAUCUAGACCUUGGCUUCUGGACCAAGAGAGAUAGUAACUCAGUGUUGAUGUACCUAGAACCAAAAAGAUUGUUGAUGUACCUAGAACCAAAAAGAUUAUAUGAGGAAAGAUAAUAUAUAUGUGUGUAUGAUAAACAGAAGUCAAUAUUAUUUAACCGGCUUGAUUCCCUUUGGAAGGUUCAGCCGCUCUCACAGCAGCUGCUAGGAUGAUUUGGGGCAGAUGCCUGGGUGUAUAAUUUUUUUUCAACUACCGCUGUAAUGUUGACACAGAUAGACAUCCACAUAUGUGUAUAUAUAAACUGUAACCCUCUGGCUUUGUUAUCACUGAAGUUCCUACGGCGUGGGUCCAAUGGAUGCACUUUGAUGGUAGUUUUGCAGAUAUCCUGUUUUCUUGGUUCAUCCCCAUCCCUUCAUGAUUCCAACAUGUCUGUAUAGUUUUAUUUAAACUCAAGGUCUCAGCGCCAUGACCAUGUGCUAAAUGGAACUUAUUGGUCCCAAAAUCUUUUACAGAAACACAUUUUGAACAGGGGAAAUAUUUUAUGUACCAGAUAAUUAAUUAACAAUAAAUUAACAAUUAACAAUGCUUGCUCUUUUUUCCUAUGAAUCUGGUUUUUAAGUUCCCUGGGCUAAUUAAAAUCAAAAGUGCCAUAUUCACCUUUUAGAGAAAAGGUCUGGUGUUUGCUUUCAGCCCAAUUGAAACAAUUUUUGUACUUUUUUCAUCUGUAAACCACCAGAAAAAAAAUUUCUACCAAUACUUUAGUGUAUAUAAAUGUGCAUAUGUUUUAACAAAAUCAUAAAGAUUUAUGGAAAUGCAGAGGCAUCUUUAAAUCUGAGGUGGAGGCUAGAAAAAACAAAUGGUGGAGGAUGUGUUAAGCUGUCUUCUCAGUUCUGUUUUAGCUAACUUUCUAGAUUUUAAAUGAAAUGGAAAAAUGGCAUUAGCAAUCUGGUUACCCUGAAUUUAUUUUUCUUUUGAGCUAUACAUUCUAAAAGAUGCAUAGGCUUAGGAAAUGAAUUCUAACAUAAAUUAGUCCUUCCUUGCUGUCCCCCCACCGAAAAAAAAUGAUUAUAUGACUAAGUGAGUGUGUAAAAAUUUAAAAGAUCUAAUUAGAAUAAUUAUGCGAAAAUUGAAUCUAGAAACUUAAGAUUGAAAUCUACUUAUUGGCAGUGGUACGGAAAUUAAUCAAAUCAUCCUUUUCUCUAAAUCAUAAACCAUCACAGUUGGAAGUGACCCCAGAGGCCAUCUGGUCCAACCCAUAUUGGAAAAAGUUCCCCAGGACAACGUCCCCGUAUGUGGUCACCCAGUCCUUGCUCAAAGUUCUUCAAGCUUCCCAGACAAACCAUUCCACUUUUGGAAAGUUCUGGUUGUUAGGAAAAUUUUCCUGACCUCCAGCUUCAAUUGACCUAUUUGCGAUUUCUGCUCUCUGGGGCCAAACAGAAUAGAUCUGAUCCCACUGGAGUUUUGUCUUCUCCAGCCUAAACAUCUCCAGUCCCUUCAAUCAGCCCUCAAAAUGCAUGAACUCAACAACUGACAUCCUGGUUGUCCAUCCCUUGGAUAUUCUCUAAAAUGCUAUUUCCAGAGAGGCUCCCCAGACACCAUUGUUCCAAAAGUUCAUUGUAAUAGAAGGAAUUUUAACGUAGGACUGCCCACCACCGGGUGAUUCAGUUUCCUGAUCUGAUCCUUAGAAAUGUCAGUUGAACCAGAUGACUUCCGGUCACUCCAACUAGAAAACUCCAUGGUCCAACGCUCCUUCCUCUCCUGCCGCCAUCUUUGUGCUGUGAGCAUCUCCAUUUCUGAUAUCUAAAUGUUGCUCCUACCUUCAUGUUGUCAUGAGCUAACAGCCUUUGAAAGUGUUUGUUCUUGGUUCAUUUCCCACAAUUGGAAAACCUGACUUUGUUACUUAUGUGGUGAUGAUGGUGUUUUCUUUUCUUCUGAUUUUAUGAACUCUGUGACUAUUCUUAAAGUUCUUUGUAUUGUUAAUGUAACUCUCCCUAUGUGUCCUUUGAGUGUCCCUGGAAAUUUCCCUUUGAUUUCUAGUCAAUGAGACCUAGCUGUCUUAGAACAUUCUUUGGCUCCUUGUAUGUUGUGUCGCAUAUAACCUUGACACUGUGAUCAUCGUCUGAAAGACUGUCAAAGAUGGAAGCAUUUCUUUCCCAGCUCAUCUGUUCAAUAGCACGGAUACCAAUCAAAUGAAUUAAAAACAUCAUGGCUUUCUAUACUGA